GGCGCCGGGUCCCGCGGCCAUAGCCGCGUCUUCUCUCGGCCCUGCCUCCAACCGGGGCUCGGGCCCGGGCCCGGGCCCCCGGGACAUGGACCUCCGGAGUGCGGAAGGCGACGGCCCCACCUCCAGCCGCUGGGACGGCGGCGCCGAGAAGGCAGACUUUACCGCCAAAAGGAAAAAGAAAGUGGCAGAGAUCUACCAGGCUCUGAACAGUGAUCCCACUGAUGUGGCUGCCCUUAGGCGCAUGGCUAUCAGUGAAGGAGGGCUCCUGACUGAUGAGAUUCGGCAGAAAGUGUGGCCCAAGCUCCUCAAUGUCAAUACCAGUGACCUGCCUCCUAUAUCAGGGAAGGACCUGCGGCAGGUGAGCAAGGACUACCAGCAGGUGCUGCUCGAUGUCCGCCGGUCCUUACGGCGCUUCCCGCCCGGCAUGCCAGACGAACAGCGGGAGGGGCUCCAGGAGGAGCUGAUCGACAUCAUCCUGCUCGUCUUGGAGCGCAACCCCCAGCUGCACUACUACCAGGGCUACCACGACAUCGUGGUCACCUUCCUGCUGGUGGUCGGCGAGAGGCUGGCCACGUCGCUGGUAGAAAAACUGUCCACCCACCACCUCAGGGAUUUCAUGGAUCCAACAAUGGACAACACCAAGCAUAUACUAAACUGUCUGAUGCCCAUCAUCGACCAGGUGAAUCCAGAGCUCCACGACUUCAUGCAGAGUGCCGAGGUGGGGACCAUCUUCGCCCUCAGCUGGCUUAUCACCUGGUUUGGGCACGUCCUGUCUGACUUCAGGCAUGUUGUGCGGUUAUACGACUUCUUCCUGGCCUGCCACCCGCUGAUGCCCAUUUACUUUGCAGCCGUGAUCGUGUUGUAUCGAGAACAGGAGGUCCUGGAUUGUGACUGUGACAUGGCCUCGGUGCACCACCUGUUGUCCCAGAUCCCUCAGGACCUGCCCUAUGAGACCCUGAUCAGUAGAGCCGGAGACCUGUUUGUUCAGUUUCCGCCAUCCAAGCUUGCCCUGGACGCAGCUGCCCAGCAGCAGGCAGAGAAGACAGCAGCCUCCACCUUCAAAGACUUCGAGCUGGCAUCGGCGCAGCAGAGGCCCGACACGGUGCUGCGGCAGCGCUUCCGGGGCCUUCUGCGGCCCGACGAGCGGACGAAGGACGUCCUGACCAAGCCGAGGACCAACCACUUUGUGAAACUGGCGGUGAUGGGGCUGACGGUGGCGCUUGGAGCGGCUGCCCUGGCCGUGGUGAAGAGCGCCCUGGAGUGGGCCCCCAAGUUCCAGCUGCAGCUCUUCCCCUAGAUGCCACAGGGGACGCGUCCUCAGCCGGACGCUAAGGUCUCACCCUUCCAUGGAAGGAUUGGAAGGGGGUGGAGUUUCCUUUAUUAAAAGGGUUUCUGUCAAGGGUUUUCUAUUCCUGCUGGCCCUCCCGCCCGCCCGCCAUUUGCCUUUGCUUCAGAGGCCAAGAGCGGAGCCCGGGUGGCAUCUGCAGGCCCGGCCACGGGACUCCUGUCCCUCCCGAGGAGGGGGCGGGACUCAGCACUCCCCCCGCUGCCACCUCUUGUAUUAGAGGAACUGGGUUUCUUGAGCGACCAGCGGCUCUGGCGACUCUUGGCUGCGCAGGAGUGAGCGGGCUGGGCCACCAGGUGCCUGCCGAGCCGCUCCCCCGGGUCUGUGUGUGGCGGCCGGGCAGCGACAGAAGGAGCCGAGAGCAGGUCAGACCUCGGAACAGGCAAGGGACAGAGGCUGCCAGCCGGGCCCGGGCCUGGCCUCCCUCGAGAGCAGCUCCGUUCGCUGGGCAGAGAUCAGACAGGCAUGAACUGGGUUACAGGGUAAAGCCUGCCUAUUUUCAGCCUAGAAGUCACUGGGGCAUUUCCAGUCAAACAGGAAGGGACGUCAGGUUGGAGGCCCCGACGUAAACUGGUUCUGCCUGCCUUUUUUCCGCCCUCUCUACUCUCCGGCACAUGCCACAUGAUGUUGCUUUUAAAAGACUCCUUUAUUACCAUUUUUAGAAUUACAUAUACCCAACGUGUAAAGGGCCCUCACUUUAAAAAUGAUAGUUCCUUCGUGGAAAAGAUAGUUCUCAUUAGAAGGAUGAGCUUCUAAGCCCCUGAACUUGCUCUCUCCCCAACUAUUUAACAACUCACUUGAGCUUGAGUUGCCGUGUGCCAACCACCCCGCCCUCCCCGAGUGCCCACGUGCCCAGCUUUCCUUCCUUCCCGCUGUCCUCAGGCCACUCUCCUUCCCCCAUGUAGGCACCCGCUCACUGCACCGGCUUCAUUGGGGGGGUCGGUUUAUCUCAACUGCUGGUCUCCUUCCUGGUUGGAAAUGGCCCUGGAAGUGUGUCAGCAACCAGACAGGGGUGCGCCGCAGCCUGCCCAGUUUGGGGACGCCGAGAGCAGCCAGCUCCUGCCCCGAGCUUCUUGAGGAUCUUCCGGGACAUAGGGGACAGGAUGGAUCCUUUGGUCCUUCCUGGACAGCUUUUCCCGUAAGUGAAGCCAGGUAUGUUCGAGAUGGACUCUGGCUUGAAAACAAAAGUGCCUUUUUGCUGCUUUAAAGAAUUGAGGCGGAGAGUGUGAAGCAGCCACGUCCUUUCAUUGUCCUGCUCUCUCGGGCACUGUUCUCUUGGCAGGUGUUUCCUUAAAGUGAACACGCCAGAGGUCCUCUCCCUUAGCAUACCCAGACCAGAGCGGAGGGCAUCUAGUGCACCGGGCAGCCGGUGGGCCCGGAGCAGUGAGGAGUGGUGCCUGCACCAAGUCUCGGGAAGGGACGCUAAGCACUUUAACAAAAGGUCAAAGUGACGGGGCAUUCUCUGUAGCAGGGUCCCACUUGGGGUGAGUGUAAUGUGGGUGGAUUAAUCUAGACAUGGGGGGGCGGAGUCAUGAAGACAAAGGAAAGUCUUCCAGGACCCCGAGGCAGGGAUGUGACAGAUAGUCCCAGUCUUCUCCCCCAGCCGGUGUGUCCCCUGUCAUCCUUAUGGCCUGCUGGUAGUACAGGCACCUCCUGCCAGGGCCUUUGGGCCUGGCUGCAGACACGAAAGGGACUGAUGGGCAGGAGGGCAUGUGACCAGGGUCCUGAGGCCACAGCCUUAAGGUCCCAGGAAGCAAGUGGCCUGUGCUGCUGUGCCGGCCUAAGGAGGGGGGUCCGGUGUGUAGCUUUGCUGACAUCAGGGUGCCCCGUGCCAGUGAGAAGAAAGCAGGAGCCUCUUGCCUUGAGGGGGUUUACUAUUCUGUAAAGAAUACGUGUAAAUGUUUUGUACAGAGCCCUGUGUAAAAUAAACAGCCACAUGUGGUUACUAA
This is a messenger RNA of Suricata suricatta (meerkat), 3294 nucleotides long. It is a transcript of the gene TBC1D20, whose product is annotated as TBC1 domain family member 20. Gene Ontology annotation, cellular component: endoplasmic reticulum membrane. Lineage: Eukaryota; Metazoa; Chordata; Mammalia; Carnivora; Herpestidae. The coding region runs from base 86 to 1297 and encodes 403 amino acids. The transcript has 8 exons. Gene Ontology annotation, biological process: endoplasmic reticulum to Golgi vesicle-mediated transport; positive regulation of GTPase activity. Gene Ontology annotation, molecular function: GTPase activator activity. The record is from RefSeq and is a predicted model, not a curated record.